AUGGAAGAAGAUCGGACAAAGGUACUGCCCGGCCCAGACAAUGACGUCUGCGCAGCUCAGCUUUUGCCGCUCCAUUCACCCGGCGUAUGGAACCUAACAAAUUCGAACACCAUUCUCCGUUAUCUUUUGCCAACGCUUCACUUGCAAUUGGCUAUUAUCUUCAUCCUCACUCAAUCUCUCCACAUGUUGUUGAGACGCUUCCAUGUGUCCCGGACCGUCACCGAGAUCCUUACUGGUAUAAUACUAGGACCGACUUUUCUGGGACAAAUUCCGGGGUUUACCGCAACAUUUUUCCCCAUAGAAAAUACGUUUUUACUGGACUCGUUAGCGAAAACUGGCUUCGUUUUAUUCGUGUUCCUCAUGGGAGUGAAGAUGGAACCAAGCAUGGUGAUGAGAACUGGUAAAAAGGUGUGGACUACAGGAUGUGCUUCGGUCUUACUUCCCAUAUUUAUGGGCAUGAUCUUUGCUACAUGGAUGGAGGAUUAUAUAAACUUCACAGCCAGACCAACUAUCAAUUACAUUAUAUUAUUACAAACCAUAAGCCCAUUUCCUGUCAUUGCUUGCCUCCUCAAUGACCUAAAAAUCACAAACUCUGAGAUCGGCCGCGUUGCUUUAGCUACAGGAUUGAUCAGGGAGUUAAUCAGUUUAGCACUUCAUACUCCCCUCAACUAUACUAGAGUUUCAGCACAAGGCGGGUCAUUUAUGACCGGGGGACUAACCCUACUUCUCUAUAUAUUUUUCAUCAUUACUAUCGUCAUCAUCCUGCGCCCAAUGUUUCUAUGGAUCAUUAAACACACACCCGAAGGUAAGCCAGUGGACACGAUCUACAUUGGUUUCAUUUCUUCCGGGGUCCUCCUCUCCUCCAUAAUCUGUUACUUCUUAGGCACUCAGAUGUUCCAUUUUGGUCCGCUCAUACUCGGCCUGGCUGUUCCUGUCGGACCACCUCUAGGAUCCGCACUGGUAGACAGGUUCGAAACCCUUUCCACGGGUAUACUUACGCCAUUGUAUAUGACUUUCUGUGGCAUGAGAACAAAUUUUCUUAUUAUACAAAACUUAAGAAUUUUGUCUAUGUUAAGGACCAUCCUACUUGUUGGUACUCUAACCAAAUUCAUAGGGUGUUUCAUUCCUUCAUUGAUGUGGAAAAUGCCUCUCAAAGAUGCAACUACCCUUUCACUCAUCCUCAGUGCUCAAGGCGUUGUCGAAAUGGCCGUUCUUCACAGCUACUUGCAAAAUAAGACAUUAAGUGAAGAAGCUUUCGCCAUGGUUACCCUAUCAGUCUUAAUAACAGCAGUGAUUGUACCGUAUCUUGUGAGAUUUUUGUACGACUAUUCGAAGACAUAUAUAGGCUACCAGAAAAGAAAUAUUCAACGGUCAACAGACAAUGCCGAGCUGCGAAUAUUUGUGUGUGUCCAUAGACAAGACGACGCCAUAGCGGCCAUUAAGCUACUUGACAUUUCCAAUCCUACACGAGAAAGUCCUCUGCUAGUCCAUGUACUCCACCUCAUGGAGCUCAAAGGCCGAGCCACCCCACUCUUAAUCAACCACAAACUCGGCCAAAAGAUAUCCGCUGCUUCUCACUCACGGAAGAUCAUCGACGUUUUCGAUUACUACGAGAAUAAAUUAGCAGGGUUGGUCAGUGUGCAUGCCUUCACUGCAAUAUCAAUGCCAAAGUUCAUGCACCAGGACAUUUGUUCGCUAGCCUUCGACAAGUUGAUGUCUCUGGUAAUACUUCCGUUUCAUAGGAAAUGGAAUUCUCAAGGCAAAAUGAUUGUGGACAACAAUAUCUCGAGGUCUAUCAACCUUCAGGUCAUGGAGUUGGCCCCUUGUUCGGUUGGCAUUCUUGUUGACCGUCGCAAAAUACAGCGCACCGCGCCAGUUUCGCCACUGUCUCGUGUGGCUGUACUCUUCUUGGGAGGUGACGAUGAUCGUGAGGCGCUGGCUUAUGCUAAACGGAUGGCGCAAUCCCCAGCUGUUCACUUGACAGUUCUGCGGCUAGCGGCGGUGGAGAACACGGGUGAGGAAAAUUGGGAGACCAUCCUUGACACAGAGAAUUUGAAGGACAUAAGGCUGCAAAGUUCACUUAGAGGUAAUGUGAUGUAUAGAGAGGAGAAGGUUUCCGAUGGACCGGGCACGGCUACGAUAGUGCAUUCCAUGGAGGAAAUUUACGACCUCAUCAUAGUGGGGCGGCACCACAGAUCGGAUUCACCGGUACUGUCAGGCCUGUUGGAGUGGGCUGAGGUGCCGGAGCUUGGGGCAAUCGGAAAUCUACUCGCAUCUCCAGAUGUUAGUCAACCAGUUUCAGUCUUGGUGGUGCAACAGCAGUACACCAAGUAUAAGCUAAAGUAG
Messenger RNA from Cornus florida, 2346 nucleotides. Its product is annotated as cation/H(+) antiporter 3-like. Gene Ontology annotation, molecular function: antiporter activity. Gene Ontology annotation, biological process: regulation of pH; proton transmembrane transport. Lineage: Eukaryota; Viridiplantae; Streptophyta; Magnoliopsida; Cornales; Cornaceae. Gene Ontology annotation, cellular component: endomembrane system; membrane. The record is from RefSeq and is a predicted model, not a curated record. The transcript is spliced from 3 exons. Bases 1 to 2346 code for a protein of 781 amino acids.